Messenger RNA from Chaetura pelagica (chimney swift), 3604 nucleotides. It is a transcript of the gene SEC24A, whose product is annotated as SEC24 family member A. Gene Ontology annotation, biological process: endoplasmic reticulum to Golgi vesicle-mediated transport; intracellular protein transport; COPII-coated vesicle cargo loading. The transcript is spliced from 23 exons. Gene Ontology annotation, cellular component: endoplasmic reticulum exit site; COPII vesicle coat. Gene Ontology annotation, molecular function: SNARE binding; zinc ion binding. The coding region runs from base 1 to 3249 and encodes 1082 amino acids. The record is from RefSeq and is a predicted model, not a curated record. Lineage: Eukaryota; Metazoa; Chordata; Aves; Apodiformes; Apodidae.
AUGGAAAAUAAAGAACUGAAAUUCAGAGUUAUGCAAAUACAGGGUCCUGUUCAGAAUCAGCUGAUGCACUCACCAGAUGGCCAGGGAUACAGACAUCAGACACCAGGGAAGGUUCCUCCCCAUCAGUCUUUGGGACAGUAUAACUACAGUGGCUCUCAGAAUGUUCCUCAGUUAAACAAUUAUCAAGGACCUGGGCAGACUCUCAACAGACCACCAGUGGCACCUUUCUCUGGGUCACCAGUACAACAAACAGGUCCCGUUCCACAAGUGCUGCCUGGAUUGCAAAACUCUGCUGCUGGAUCACCUGCUGGGAGCUUUCCUCCUGGAGCUAACCCACCAGUGCUUUCAAACUGGCAGCACAGCCAGUCUCCUGUGAGCCAGCCAGUGGGGUCUCAAACCAGCCAUUUGGCUCACAUGACAGGGACAGGGUCAGCUCAGCCACCACUGUCCUUACCAGGAAAUACAAAUCCUCCAGGAAGUUACCAAUAUGCUGCUUCUCCAGGUGGUCCUCCGCUUCAGAACAGCUACAUGAAGCCAGGAUCAGCACCUCCACCAGUGACUCAGCCUUUAACUCCACUCCAGCCCCCUCCACCUUUAGGACCCCCACCAGUUGGUGGUCCACCUUUAAUUAGACCAUCAACACUGACAGCAGGACCACCUAACACACAGUCUCUGCUAAACUCAACUGCAAAUCGAGAAGGUGAUGCUACAUCUGCUGCCAGUGAUGGGUCUGUGGUGCAGAACAGCUAUGAUGCAAUAGAAGGUGGUGGCCUCAUGGCAACUCCACAUCCCUCUCCUGCACCCCCAAAUCUUAAGAUGAAUAGAAGUGUUGGGUAUUCAUACCCUACCUUACCUCCAGGCUACCAGAAUACUUCUCCACCUGGAGCACCAGGAAUGCAAACAUCUGCUUUGCAAUAUCCAGAUGGAUCAAAACAUUUACAACAGCCUGGCCUGGGCACUAAUCACUUAACUGCAUCUAUGGGUAGCCUGAGUCUACAGCAAGAAGGAUUAAAACCUGUUAAUCUUCUUCAAGAAAGAAAUAUUCUCCCUACAACCCUCUUGAAGGCUCCUGUCCCAAACUUGCAUGAAGAGAUCCAGAAGCUCAACUGUAAUCCUGAGUUGUUCCGCUGUACCUUGACUAACAUUCCUCAAACUCAGGCCUUAUUGAAUAAAGCCAAACUUCCUUUGGGGCUCCUGCUUCAUCCUUUCAAAGACUUAUCGCAAUUGCCUGUGGUCACCUCAAGCACUAUUGUGAGAUGCCGUUCCUGCCGGACGUACAUUAACCCUUUUGUCAGCUUUCUAGACCAAAGGAGAUGGAAAUGCAAUUUGUGCUACCGAGUGAAUGAUGUUCCUGAAGAAUUCAUGUAUAAUCCUGUGACAAGAGUUUAUGGAGAACCUCAUAAAAGACCUGAAGUCCAGAAUGCUACUAUUGAAUUCAUGGCUCCAUCUGAAUACAUGCUUCGUCCACCUCAACCACCUGUGUACCUCUUUGUGUUUGAUGUCUCUCAUAAUGCAAUAGAGACAGGAUACUUGAAUACAGUCUGCCAGACCUUGUUAGACAAUCUUGACUUGCUUCCUGGAAACACUAGAACAAAAAUAGGCUUCAUAACAUUUGACAGCACAAUCCAUUUCUACAGUCUUCAGGAAGGUCUCUCUCAGCCCCAGAUGCUUAUAGUUUCAGAUAUUGAAGAUGUAUUUAUACCAAUGCCAGAAAACUUACUAGUAAAUUUAAAUGAAAAUAAAGAGCUAAUUCAGGAUCUGCUGAGGAGCCUGCCACAGAUGUUUACCAAGUCCCUGGAAACUCAGAGUGCUCUGGGGCCUGCAUUACAGGCUGCCUUUAAACUGAUGUCCCCCACUGGAGGUAGAAUCUCUGUCUUCCAGACACAGCUUCCAUCUGUGGGAAUGGGAGCUCUGAAGUCACGAGAAGAGCCAAACCAAAGAGCAGCUGCAAAGGACAUUCAUCUGACACCAUCAACUGAUUUUUACAAGAAGUUAGCCUUGGACUGCUCAGGGCAACAGGUUGCAGUGGAUUUAUUUCUUCUUAGUGGACAAUAUUCUGACUUGGCUUCUCUAGGUUGUAUAUCAAGGUAUUCUGCAGGCAGUGUCUAUUACUACCAGUCUUACCAUCAUAAACACAACCCUGUCCAGGUGGAGAAGUUGCAAAAGGAACUGAAAAGAUAUUUAACUAGAAAGAUUGGGUUUGAGGCUGUCAUGAGGAUAAGAUGCACCAAAGGUCUUUCCAUUCAUACUUUCCAUGGGAACUUCUUCGUAAGGUCUACAGACUUGUUGUCCUUACCCAACGUAAACCCAGAUGCAGGAUAUGCUGUGCAAAUGUCAGUGGAAGAGAGUCUGACUGAUAUGCAAGUAGUUUCCUUUCAGUCAGCUCUCCUGUACACAUCCAGCAAAGGUGAAAGACGAAUUCGUGUCCACACUAUGUGCCUACCUGUGGUAACAACACUGAGUGAUGUCUACCUGGGGGCAGAUGUUCAAGCCAUCACGGGGCUGUUAGCCAAUAUGGCUGUGGACCGCUCAGUCUCUGCCACCCUGAGCGAUGCUCGGGACGCCCUGGUCAACGCUGUCAUCGAUUCUCUGUCCGCUUAUCGCUCCUCAGUGCUGAGCAUCCAGCAGCCUGGCCUCAUGGCCCCCCACUCCCUGAGGCUCUUCCCUCUCUAUGUACUGGCACUCUUAAAACAGAAAGCUUUUCAAACUGGGACAAGCACACGUUUAGAUGAGCGCAUUUUUACCAUGUGUCAAGUGAAGAACCAGCCCCUUGUUUACCUCAUGCUUAUGACACACCCCAGCCUGUACAGAGUGGAUAACCUCACGGAUGAGGGAGCUCUUAACAUAAAUGACAGAACUAUACCUCAGCCACCUGUCCUCCAGCUGUCUGUGGAGAAGCUGAGCAGGGAUGGUGCUUACCUAAUGGAUGCUGGCUCUGUAAUGUUUCUGUGGAUUGGGAAGAACUGUGGGCAGAACUUUAUCAGCCAGGUCCUUGGAGUUCCAAAUUAUGGCUCAAUACCCCAGAAUAUGACACAUCUCCCAGAACUUGAAACUGCAGAAUCCGUCAGAACAACAGCUUUCAUUUCAUGGCUAAGGGAACAGAGACCUUUCUUUCCUAUACUAUAUAUAAUCAAGGAUGAGAGUCCAUUGAAAGCAAGUUUUCUGCAAAACAUGAUUGAAGACAGAACAGAAUCAGCCUUAUCAUACUAUGAAUUCCUCCUUCAUAUACAGCAGCAAGUGAAUAAAUGAAACACUAGCCUUUGGCUCACUUCUUUAAGGAAAGAUUUUGCAGUAAAGAACGAUUGUCCUUGUAUUAUCUUCAUUAAAUCUGUGGCCUGAGGCAGUUGAUGAGAACUUCUCACUGUGAUUUCAACAAACUAAAGCAAAUAAAGGACCACAUCUAAGAAUCAAAUGUGCAACUACGUAAUAUUGUACCUUAAAAAAAAAAGAAAUCAAACUGUUGGAACUGGUUGAGCACCUUUAAUUUGCUGCAAAUCAUGUUUUUACUGUUAGUAGUUGCAGCAUGAAGUACAUUUACAGAGGCAAUACUGAAAAGGUGAAAUACAUUUUGUAAAAUAAAGAGUUCUUUGUUGUUCAAAAUGUA